This is a messenger RNA of Puma concolor (puma), 1659 nucleotides long. NCBI's taxonomy places the organism in Eukaryota, Metazoa, Chordata, Mammalia, Carnivora, Felidae. The record is from RefSeq and is a predicted model, not a curated record.
AUGGCUCUGGGGCUCUUCCGGGUGUGUCUGGUGGUGGUGACGGCCAUCAUCAACCACCCGCUGCUGUUCCCGCGGGAGAACGCCACGGUCCCCGAGAACGAGGAGGAGAUCAUCCGCAAGAUGCAGGCGCACCAGGAGAAGCUGCAGCUCGAGCAGCUGCGGCUGGAGGAGGAGGUGGCCCGGCUGGCGGCCGAGAAGGAGGCGCUGGAGCGGGUGGCGGAGGAAGGCCAGCAGCAGAAUGAGAGCCGCACGGCCUGGGACAUGUGGAGCACCCUGUGCAUGAUCCUCUUCCUGGUGAUCGAGGUGUGGCGGCAGGACCACCAGGACGCGCCUUCACCCGAGUGCCCGGGCGGGGACGAGGACGAGCUGCCCAGCCUGGAGGGUGCCCCGCUCCGGGGCCUCACCCUGCCCAACAAGGGCACGCUCGACCACUUCUAUGAGCGCUGCAUCCGGGGGGCCACGGCCGACGCGGCCCGCACCCGGGAGUUUGUGGAAGGCUUUGUGGAUGACCUGCUGGAGGCCCUGAGGAGCCUCUGCAACCGCGACACGGACAUGGAGGUGGAGGACUUCAUUGGCGUGGACAGCAUGUAUGAGAACUGGCAGGUGGACAGGCCGCUGCUGUGCGACCUCUUCGUGCCCUUCAUGCCCCCCGAGCCCUACCACUUCCACGCAGAGCUCUGCUGCUCCCGCCACCCCGUGCCCUUGGAUCGCCAGGGCUACGGCCAGAUCAAGGUGGUCCGGGCCGACGAGGAUCCCCUGGGCUGCAUCUGCGACAAGACCAAGCUCGGGGAAGACAUGCUGUGUCUCCUCCACGGCAAGAAGAGCCUGGCACGGCCAGGCAGCGAGGUGGAAACCCUGCUGUGUGCCAGAGGCGCCCCAUACCUGGACACGAUGCAGGUCAUGAAAUGGUUCCAGACGGCCCUCACCAGAGCCUGGCACCGCAUUGCCCACAAAUACGAGUUCGACCUGGCAUUUGGUCAGCUGGACUCCCCUGGGUCCCUCAAGAUCAGGUUCCGCUCAGGGAAGUUCAUGCCCUUCAACCUGAUUCCUGUGAUCCAGUGUGACGACUCGGACCUGUACUUUGUCUCACACCUUCCCAGGGAGCCCUCUGGGGAUGCCCCGGCGUCCAGCACUGACUGGCUCCUGUCCUUUGCCGUCUACGAGCGACAGUUCCUCAGGAUGACGUCUAAGGCGCUGCCUGAGGGUGCCUGUCACCUCAGCUGCUUGCAGAUCGCCUCCUUCCUGCUGUCCAAGCAGAGCCGCCUGACUGGCCCCAGUGGGCUCAGCAACUACCACCUCAAGACAGCCCUCCUGCACCUGCUGGUCUCCCGGCGGCCCGCCGACUGGGAGGCCGGGCAGCUCGAUGCUCGCCUGCACGAGCUGCUCCGAUUCCUGGAGAAGAGCCUGCUGGAGAAGAAGCUCCAUCACUUCUUCAUUGGCAACCGCAAGGUGCCCAAUGCCAUGGGACUCCCUGAGGCCGUUCGCAGGGCCGAGCCUCUCAACCUCUUCCGGCCCUUCGUCCUGCAGCGAAGUCUCUACCGGAAGACGGUGGACUCCUUCUAUGAGAUGCUGAAGAACGCCCCAGUGCUCAUUAGCGAGUAUUCCCUACAUAUCCCCUCAGACCAUGCCAGCCUGCCCCCAAAAGCUGUUGUCUUGUAA